AAAUUUUUAGAUUUUCAGUUCGAGUAUCAUUUUUAAUAUGUCAUCAUUCGGGCUUACAAGAAUUGCAAUCUAUGUUCUAUUAUUAUUUUCGAUAGCGCGGAACAUACACGGAGCUCCUUGCAAAACUCUCUGUGCGAGGCUGAACAUUGAUGGAUGUAAGAGUCAUUGUAAAAUACAGAAGGGUUACAAACUAAACGAUAAAUGUUGGAGCGAUUGUACUGAGCCAAGCUUUGAAUGGUUGAAUAAGCAGGAAUCACUAGUUGAAUGCGUUGGCAAAUGUUCUAGUCCAAUAGACAGAGGUGGAACUAAUGGAAGGAAAUUAAAGAAUAAAGGGCCAAAGGGAACUGGAUAUGGUCCAUGCCAAAAAAUAUGUAAAAGAUUUAAAGUUAAAAAAUGUAAAAAUGUAUGCGAGAUAAAAAAGGGAUUUUCCAUUGAUUCCUCAUGCUGGAAAACAUGUUUGGCAGAGUUUGAUGGUCCGGAAAAGAUAAUCUUACAACCCUGCAUGACAAAGUGUCACGUUAAAGCUACCUCGUGUCCCCCUAAAUCAGACCCUCGAUAUGGAGGCAACCCUGCGACUAAAUGUUGUAUAGGAGAUCUAUGGCACACGCCUGGUUUAGGAAAUCAGUACUCGUGUCAGCACACAGGAUUUCCAACAAUUCUUACGAAAAAAUGUAACAAAGAUGAAGUCUUUAAAGUUUUUGCCUUCAAUGAUUGUCGUUGCGUGAAGCCAACAACUAAGUGUACUUGGGAUGUUUGGUCUAAUUGGUCUCCAUGGCAAUGCGGCCAAUGUAACAAACAAAAGCCGUGUGGAGGACCACCAAAGAUUCCACUCACUUGUUCAAGAUUUCGUUAUCGCAAUCGAAGUAGUUAUAACUGUCCAAAGCCCAGCACUGAAAAAGAAUCUCAAACAAGAAACGAUGGAUCGUCCACCUGUGAUUCAAUUCCAUGCUGCAGAUGGGGAGUGUGGAGCCGAUGGCAACUCGGGGCUUGCUCUAAGAGUUGUGGUACGGGAAACAUAUAUAAGUCCAGGAGAAGAAUCAAACUGUUUGUUGGUACUGGGAUAUCAGCAACAUGUAUCGGGGAAACAAUAGAGAGUCUACCUACUUCCGAACGGUGUAAUACUCAACAAUGUGCAGCUGGCUGCAAAUGGGGUACAUGGAGUCGAUGGCAACUCGGGGCUUGUUCUAAGACUUGCGGUACAGGAACUAGGUAUCAGUUAAGGAGAAGAAUUAGACUUUAUGGAACGUGCAUCGGAGACACAAUUGAAAACAUUCCCACCUCCGAGAGGUGCAAUACUCAAGAAUGCCCAACAGGCUGUAGGUGGAGCACGUGGGGCCCUUGGGCACAACAAGGCCGUUGCUCGGUGACAUGUGGUUCUGGGCUACGACAGAAAACUCGCUCAAGAACCAAACUACAAGCUCCAGUUGGGUAUACGUGUGAGGGAAGUUCAAAUCAGUCAGACCAGGAAACAUGCUACAACAAGGAGUGUCCGCAUUGUACUUGGGGUAUGUGGAGUCAAUGGGUGUACAGCAAAUGCGAUAAAACUUGUGGACCUGGUUUUUUGAUUAAAUCUCGAAGACGACCUCAAACAUCUUCCCCUGGUGGUGAGCACCUGUGCUCAGGCAAUUCCAUUGAAACGAGUUCACUUUCUUGUAACGUACGUGAAUGUCCCUAUUGUUCAUGGAAUAACUGGGGUGCUUGGUCCGCUGGAGGCUGCAGUACUACGUGUGGUCCUGGCAACAUGUCCAAAACCCGUACACGAACGCACUCAUAUUCCUCAAUAGCAGCUGCGUACAUGUGUGAAGGGAAUUCUUUUGAAACUGUCAGAAGUGGUUGUAAUGUACGAAUUUGCCCAGAUUGUAGAAUCUGGGGCGAGUGGACAGAUUGGAGCUUUAGCCCAUGUAAAGGGUAUACAAAUAUAGACACGGGUUCAAUCGGAGGUGUAAUCGAUGGGCCAUGCGCGAUUACUGGUUUACAGGCUUGUAAUCGAGCAAGAGUGUGUUCUCCCUGUCAAUACAGGAAAAGGCGAGAAGCGAAAGGUGAUAUCGUGCGAGAUGCGGCAGGUGUGGGUGUUGAGCGUAGCAAGAGGACUUAUGGAGAUCAUGACACACAACCAAACACAUGCAUCGGUGAUUCAGCUCAGGAGAAGAUUCAACAGUGUUGCUUGCUGCAACACCAUUAUUGUUCGUGGGCCGAAUGGAGCCUGUGGUCACAUGGAGCAUGUAGUAAAACAUGCGGUUCUGGCUUUGUGGUGAAAACGCGCAAUCGGACGUACGCUUCCAUUUCAAAAGGAGGCGAGCAUAUGUGCCAAGGGAGUUCAAUUGAAACCCAUUCCACUAUUUGUAACACACAAAUGUGUCAAG
This is a messenger RNA of Owenia fusiformis, 2363 nucleotides long. The record is from the annotation of a GenBank genome assembly. NCBI's taxonomy places the organism in Eukaryota, Metazoa, Annelida, Polychaeta, Sabellida, Oweniidae.